AUGGCGUUGAAAAGUAGUUCAGCUGAUGGUAGAACUAGGAGUUCUAUACAGAUAUUUAUUGUAGUUGGGUUAUGCUGUUUUUUUUACAUCCUGGGUGCAUGGCAAAGAAGUGGAUUUGGCAAGGCUGACAAUCUUGCUAUGGAGAUUACUAAGAGUACAGGGGACUGUAAUAUCAUCCCAAAUCUUAGUUUUGAGACCCAUCAUGGUGGUGAAGUUGGGCCCGACGAUGAUUCUGAAUCUAAACCCAAAAUUUUUCAGCCUUGCCAUCCUCGUUUCACUGAUUACACCCCUUGUCAAGAUCAGAAGCGUGCUAUGACUUUUUCUAGGGAAAAUAUGGUUUAUCGAGAGAGACACUGUCCUAAAGAUGAGAAGCUACGCUGCUUGAUCCCAGCGCCUAAAGGUUAUGUCACUCCAUUUCCUUGGCCCAAGAGUCGGGACUACGUUCCCUUUGCUAAUGCACCCUAUAAGAGCUUGACUGUCGAGAAGGCUAUUCAGAAUUGGGUCCAAUAUGAGGGCAAUGUGUUUAGGUUUCCAGGUGGAGGAACACAGUUUCCACAAGGAGCUGAUAAGUAUAUUAAUCAGCUAGCUUCGGUGUUGCCAAUUACUAAUGGGACAGUCAGAACUGUGUUAGACACGGGUUGUGGGGUUGCCAGUUUGGGUGCAUACCUCUGGAGCAGGAAUGUCAUUACCAUGUCAUUUGCUCCAAGAGAUUCACAUGAAGCACAGGUCCAAUUUGCUCUUGAAAGAGGUGUACCUGCUGUUAUUGGUGUUAUUGGUACUGUAAAGCUACCAUAUCCGUCCAGAGCCUUUGAUAUGGCUCAUUGCUCUCGUUGCUUGAUUCCAUGGGGAGCUAAUGAUGGGAUGUACCUGAUGGAGGUCGACCGAGUUCUCAGACCUGGUGGUUACUGGGUGCUUUCUGGACCUCCCAUCAACUGGAAGAACAAUUACAAAUCAUGGCAGCGUCCCAAGGAGGAACUUCAGGAGGAACAAAGAAAGAUUGAAGAGACUGCCAAACUUCUUUGCUGGGAUAAGAAGUAUGAAAACCAUGAAAUGGCUAUUUGGCAAAAGAGAGUAAAUGCUGAUACAUGUCGUGGCAGACAAGAUGAUUCUAGAGCCAACUUUUGCAAAUCUGCAGACGCAGAUGAUGUGUGGUACAAGAAAAUGGAGGCAUGCAUUACUCCAUAUCCUGAUGGUGGUAGCUCAGAUGAAGUGGCUGGUGAGGAAUUGAAGGUGUUUCCAGAGAGGCUCUAUGCUUUCCCUCCUAGAGUUGCUAGUGGUUCUGUUCCUGGAGUUUCUGUUCAGACAUACCGGGAGUACAAUAAUGAAUGGAAAAAGCAUGUAAAUGCUUAUAAGAAAAUCAAUAAGCUUAUUGACUCUGGACGUUAUCGCAACAUUAUGGAUAUGAAUGCUGGGUUGGGAGGAUUUGCUGCCGCCCUUCAGUCUCCGAAAUUGUGGGUUAUGAAUGUGGUGCCAACUAUAGCUGAGAAAAGUACACUGGGUGUGAUAUAUGAGAGAGGAUUGAUUGGAAUCUAUCAUGACUGGUGUGAAGCUUUCUCCACAUACCCAAGGACCUAUGACCUUAUUCAUGCCAGUGGUGUCUUCAGUUUGUACAAGGACAAGUGUGACAUGGAGGACAUUCUUCUGGAGAUGGAUCGGAUUUUGCGACCGGAAGGUGCAGUUAUAUUCCGUGAUGAAGUAGAUGUUCUAAUUAAGGUGAGGAAGGUGGUAGGAGGAAUGAGAUGGGAUACGAAAAUGGUGGACCAUGAAGAUGGUCCCUUGGUUCCUGAGAAGAUAUUAGUUGCUGUCAAACAGUAUUGGGUUGCCGGUGGAAACUCUACCUCCACGCAGUGA
This is a messenger RNA of Dovyalis caffra, 1851 nucleotides long. The record is from the annotation of a GenBank genome assembly. Lineage: Eukaryota; Viridiplantae; Streptophyta; Magnoliopsida; Malpighiales; Salicaceae.